Molecule: messenger RNA, 2192 nt
Organism: Bemisia tabaci
Lineage: Eukaryota; Metazoa; Arthropoda; Insecta; Hemiptera; Aleyrodidae
Source: RefSeq, a predicted model, not a curated record
AAACGCAUGAACUGAACAAAUAUUGCUUUAGUGGCUUUUUGUAUGUGGUAUCAUUUGUACGCGGUGUUUUAUUUUCCAUUUGUACCGAUAAAACUUGACUGUUUCAUGGCGUGCUUUCUUGCCACAGGGCGGCCAAUGCGGCCAUGUGAGAGCGCAAAGGAUCCGAACCGCGUCGGGCUCGGGAGUUGGGCUGCGUAGCGGCCAGGGGGAUCCUAAUUUUUAUCCUCCUCACGCCAUGAUACUUUUAUUUGUUUCUUUAUUAUUUUUUAAAAACAUUUUUCCCCCUCAUCGCGAGAAGCCGGAGAUGGUUGAUGCGUAGAAUGGCAAAAAAGUGAAACAAACUGAUCGUGCUGAUCAAAACGAUGACGUUGCAUGCAAAAGUGCAAAACACACUCGGAUGUUAUCAGGAGGCAAAUUAUUGACCCCUAAUAAUCAGACGAUCAGUAUGAAACCUCAUGGAUCAGCUUAGUCUUUCAUGAGGCUCCCUGCCGGCUACAUACAACGUGAAAACAAGGCGUGCGUGUAUUCGACGAAAAGAUGGGGAUAUCCUCAAAAAACUCCGAAAGUUUCGGUCGACCGUUGAGCUGGUCGUUGGUAUUUCAGUUGAUGACAUCAUUACUCAUAACAACGGUCUUAAAAACAUGCGAAACGGAAGGAUGGCUGGACCUCCUCGAAUCCUCCGAGGAAAAUGAUUCUUCCAAUUUGGUUGCGGGGUCCGCCCCCAGACCACUCUUCGCCGCAUCCCCUGAGCACAGCACAAAAACCCUGGACAAGAACCCUUUCAUCCAAGCCGUAGAGUCGAAGUACUUCGUGGACAAGACGCCGAUGAUAAUAUUUUUCCACCAACAGACGAAACCAAUCCUGGUGACGGCGCCGCGGUACUUCGGUAAGACGACGAACCUGUACAUGCUCCGAAACUUCUACGAGAUCCUGGUGGACGAAUCUGGCGUCGAGGUUGACAAGAACCAUACGGAGAACCGCGCCUUAUUCGCCGGUCUCGUUAAAAGAAAACGCGCCUCCAAAAAAACCAUCUUCAGGGAUGAGAAGUGGUGCGACGAGCAGAUGGCUACACAUCCUGUCCUGCACUACUCGUUCGAGAACCUUACAAUCUCUGGGGUCAUGGAUUUCCUCAAGUCCUUUCAACAGCUCACGGCGCGAGUCUGCAAGGAACAUUCCUAUCUCCUCAAAUCCGACAGGUUAAGUCCAGCGAACAUAACGUUGCUGCGUUCUUACUGCGACGCACCAGCCUCAGGAGUGACGCGACAGGGGCUGUGCGCCUCAGGGCGCGACAUGAGCGCCCUUCUAGCCGCCCACUUCGGGCGCCCCUCCCUAGUGCUUCUGGACGAGCUGGACGCUCCUAUUCUUCGGCUCCUAACCGACUCGAUUCCCGAUGCGGAAAUGCGGAAAAUAUUGGCUAUCCUCAAGGAGUUUUCAACGGAGCUUUUUAUCAAUAAUACCGCUGUCGUCGACCGCGCCUUCCUCACGGGAAACACCGAACUCUCAACCAUCGUUGCGCCGUCCAACGCUGUCCAUUUGAGGUUCACUCAGGACGAGGAAAUUACGCCUUUCUUCGGAUUCUCUGAGUGGGAGAUGGAUAAUCUGAUCCGAGAUUCGGAGCUGCAUGAUAGAGACAUCCGCAAGUACUACGACGGUUAUCGGGGUCAAAACUCAUCGGAGUGGGUGUACAACCCGUAUUCCCUCCGCCACCAUCUCAUCAGACAAUAUAAUGGUGUCUAUUGGUCUUCAGCGCUUCCUCUCGAGACUUUCACUGCCCUCUACAAGAAUAGCGAGUUUGUCCGGGAGAUCUUCGAAAAUGCCACAAAAACAGAUGCCACUGAGAAAGAAAUUAAAGUUCUUGGGCCGCAUAUCUUUCCCGUCGAGGAAAAAAUGGCGAUGCUGCGCGAAAUGCUAGCCAAGGCUAAGUCUGUGACAUCGAUUGCCCAAAAGGCCGUCUUUGUUGAUUUUCUCUACCAGCUGGGAUAUUUAACCGAUAAAACGCAGUCGCGCACCAAACCUGAUCGCGAUUUUCUCGUUAUAACACCGAACAAAGAGGUCACCGAGAUAUUUCGACAGUACUGUCAGAAAAUGAAGGCGUAGGUUAUCUUACACUGGAGGAAAAAAAACACAUUGGAUCUAGAGUUCAGACUCUUAAAAACAUCGACAAGAAAAAAUACUCUUGAUUCGAUCAGAUU